GAUAACAAAUGUUGGCAGCAGCCCUUGUUCUACUACUCACCUACUUUGCCUAUUUGAUUUUCCGGCAAAAAGAUGAUAUUCUGCAGUUUUUGCAUGUUCGGAAGAUUUGUACGCGAGAAUUCAAAAAGUUGAGGGGUCCCCCGGCGGUUCUGAUUUUCGGAACACUUUGGUAUUUCAAAAAGGAUCCUGUUGAAAUGGUAUACCAAGCCCAGGCAUGGUUCAGCGAGUACACACUGGCUCCGGAUAACUGUGGUGUGUUGAAGUUAUGGUUGGGACCAAUACCAGCUGUCAACAUUGCGAGAGGGGAGAUUGCAAAGAUAGUCCUUGAUAGCUCCGUGAACAUUUCAAAAUCAAGCCAAUAUAAUAAGCUCAAGGAAUGGAUUGGAGAUGGUCUUUUAAUCAGCACCGGCGACAAAUGGAGGUCACGCCGGAAAAUGUUAACCCAAACGUUUCAUUUCGCCGUGCUCAAAGAGUAUCAAAAGAUUUUCGGUGCUCAGGGAAAAAUUCUCGUCGAGGUGCUCCAGCUGCGAGCGAACAACAAGUUUUCGUUCGACAUCAUGCCUUAUAUAAAGCGAUGCGCUUUGGAUAUUAUUUGUGAAACUGCAAUGGGCUGUUCAAUUUCUAGUCAGCGAGGUGCAAACGACGAGUAUGUGAAUUCAGUUCGAAGGCUGAGUGAGAUCGUUUGGAAUUAUGAAAAAGCUCCCCAAUUCUGGCUGAAGCCUAUUUGGUAUCUAUUUGGAGAUGGCUUCGAGUUCAAUCGCCACGUAAAAUUGACAACUGACUUUACUCGGGAUGUAAUUGAAAAUCGAAAAAAAGAACUCAAAACUCACAACUCUGAGCAAAAUGAAACCAAGAAACUUGCAUUCCUGGAUUAUCUCCUAAAAUCCCAAGAAGAGCAUCCGGAUAUUCUGACGGAUGAGGGAAUUCGUGAGGAAGUCGACACGUUUAUGUUCGAAGGUCAUGACACAACUUCGUCCGGGAUAACAUUUGCCGUCUGGUUUUUGGGACAAUUUCCAGAAUAUCAGCAGAGAGUUCAUGACGAGCUGGAUGAGAUCUUUGGCGAGGAUUUCGAGCGGAUUCCGAAUUCUGAGGAUAUUCAGAAAAUGGUUUAUUUGGAGCAGUGUAUUAAGGAAACGCUGCGAAUGACGCCGCCGGUACCAUUUGUGUCGAGGAAAUUGACGGAGGAUGUUAAAAUUCCUCACGCCACAAAACCUGACCUUCUACUGCCAGCCGGAAUAAACUGUAUGAUCAACAUUAUCACAAUUAUGAAGGACGCCCGAUAUUUCGAAAGACCCUAUGAGUUCUUCCCGGAGCAUUUCUCCCCAGAGAGAGUCGCCGCACGAGAACCAUUCGCAUUCGUCCCAUUCUCGGCGGGACCCCGAAAUUGCAUCGGACAAAAAUUCGCGUUACUCGAAGAGAAAGUCUUGCUCUCCUGGAUUUUCCGCAACUUUACCGUCACCUCAAUGACAAAAUUUCCCGAAGAAAUGCCAAUUCCCGAGCUAAUUUUGAAGCCGCAGUUUGGGACACAGGUUCUGUUAAGAAAUCGAAGAAAAUUGUGAUAACAUUUGAUAAAUUUAUUUGUUAUUUGUGUAUCUGUGUAUAUCUGGACUGAGAAAACCUGAAGAAACAAUUUUGUCGUAGAGGCCUA
This is a messenger RNA of Caenorhabditis elegans, 1648 nucleotides long. It is a transcript of the gene cyp-32B1, whose product is annotated as Cytochrome P450 4c3. The coding region runs from base 9 to 1559 and encodes 516 amino acids. The transcript has 8 exons. Lineage: Eukaryota; Metazoa; Nematoda; Chromadorea; Rhabditida; Rhabditidae. The record is from RefSeq and is marked reviewed.